Molecule: messenger RNA, 1827 nt
Organism: Rhododendron vialii
Lineage: Eukaryota; Viridiplantae; Streptophyta; Magnoliopsida; Ericales; Ericaceae
Product: rho GTPase-activating protein 2
Exons: 4
Coding region: 187-1584 (465 amino acids)
Biological process (GO): signal transduction
Molecular function (GO): GTPase activator activity
Source: RefSeq, a predicted model, not a curated record
GGCCGUUUGAACGUCAGAGUCCUGCUGGACAUCGAAGUUUAAACCACUUUCAUCAAAUAAACAAAACAAACCCUCAAAUACAAACAAACACGUCGACUCACUCCACCACACAGAUUCAAACCACUCCGUUCCCCUCACUCACUCCCACCCUGCUCCUGCUCCAUUUAGAGAGAGAGAGAGAGAGAGAUGGCGAUAGGGAUGGUAAUGGCGACAAAGGACGGUACUGGGUGCCGCGGUGGCUGUGGGAAGGGAACAAAAGCAGGUGAAGAAGAAGAAACAAACAGCAAUUUGUCGAUAAUCGAGAUACUGCUGGCCGCUCUGAGGAAGUCAAUGGUGUCUUGCCGAGUGGAUCGUCAGGGCGAGGAGCCCAUGGCGGCCCUCCACCACAUGGAGAUCGGCUGGCCGACCGACGUACAGCACGUGGCCCACGUCACCUUCGACCGCUUCGAAGGGUUUCAGGGCCUGCCUGUCGAGUUCGAAGUCGAGAUACCCUCCAAAGUUCCUAGUGCCAGUGCAAGCGUUUUUGGAGUCUCGGCAGAAUCGAUGCAGUGCUCUUAUGAUUCAAGAGGCAACAGUGUACCUAUAAUUCUCUUGCUAAUGCAAGAUAGGCUAUACUCACAAGGAGGUCUAAAGGCAGAAGGGAUUUUUCGCAUAAACCCAGAAAACAGUCACGAGGAGGACGUGAGGAGCCAAUUGAACAGAGGGAUUGUGCCAGAUGACAUUGACGUCCAUUGUUUGGCAGCGUUGAUCAAAGCAUGGUUCAGAGAACUUCCUUCGGGUGUAUUAGAUGGCCUUUCCCCUGAACAAGUUUUGCAAUGCAGCACAGAGGAGGAGUUCGUUGAACUAGUGAAGGAGCUACAGCCAACUGAAUCAGCAUUGCUUCAUUGGGUGAUCGAUCUUAUGGCUGAUGUUGUUGAACUAGAGGAAUCCAACAAAAUGAAUGCAAGAAAUAUUGCGGUGGUUUUUGCUCCGAACAUGACUCAAAUGUCUGAUCCGUUGACGGCUCUGAUGCAUGCUGUUCAAAUAAUGAACUUGCUCAAGACUUUGAUCAUGAAAACACUAAGAGAGCGAGAAGAGGCUGCAACAGUAGCGUAUUCACCAAUGUCGUCUCAUUCUUCUGAUGGGGAAAUUGAAAGCCAGCGAGAGAUGGAUACCAGCUGUGAAUUAAGAGGGUCACUGUCACAAUGUGAUGUCAAUUCCCCUUACAGCAAUGGCUGCAGAGAUGGGGAUGAAAUCGAGUCUUUGAGUGACAUGGAAGAAUGCUUAUUGGGUCAAUCUGACGAGAAAGAAAAUGCCAAAAUCCCAGCGGAGUCAAUCGGUGAUCGAUUGCGAAGACAUCAUGUCAGUGCCAGAAGUGGCUCUACAUCUUACAUGCAAUCUGGUGUUUCCUUAUCUGAUAGCAAAUUUGAAAGUUCUUGUUUGAGCACAAGUGAUGGGGAAUACUCGGGGGCAUGUUCGAUUGCUGUUGGGGUAAAGGAUGAUUUGGAGAUCCGAGAAAAACUACAUGAAAACAUGGAUGAUGAUGUUGAGAUGGUUAGCAAAUUGGAGUCAGCUACUCCAAUUCCUUGGUUUGGUAUCCAUUAAAUGGAAUUGGUCAUAUGCUUAUCUCCGUUUUAUGUGGUUAAGCACCUUGUUUUCAGAUUUUCGGUUUUCUUCGUUAGCUUUAGUCGGUUCUGUAAAUUGGUUGUGUUUUCCGGUGUGGCGAAUUUGUCAUUUGCUCAGCUUCAGGCUGACUACACUACAUGCUUGUUGUCUGUGAUUCGGUACAAAUGAUAUCUCUAACUUCGUGACAGUUCUGUGGUUGGAAUUAACAUGUGUUUGCUCUCU